AUACUUUAUAGUUUAUACACAACACAACACAGUAACCAAAGGAAGAAGAAGAAGAAGAAGAAGAAGAAGAAGGAGGGUUCAUCCAUGGAGCGGGAAGGUCCUCCAUUGAACGAUCUCUGCUCAGUGUGCCAUGGAAACUUCCACAUUCCAUGCCAAGCAAAUUGCUCUCACUGGUUCUGCGCCAACUGCAUCAUGCUGGUGUGGAACCAUGGAUCUGCGAUUCAACCAUGCAAAUGCCCCCUCUGUCGCCGCCCCAUUACGCUCCUGGUUCCUACCGAACAAGACUCCGCGUCGCACCGCCAGGAACCUGAAGUCGCUCACGUUCUCUCCCAAAUUCAAACCUACAAUCGCUUCUUCGGUGCCCGUUCCUCUGGUCCCCUUCAAAGAAUGCUGGAUCUCCCUUUUCUGCUGCGAAGGCUUGCUCGGGAAUUCUUGGACCCUCAGAGAUCACUUCCUCUUGUCAUCAGAGCUCGUGUUUAUAUUGCAAUGAUAAUAAGUGCUAUAUACGUCUUUAGCCCCAUUGACAUCAUUCCUGAAGGGAUAUGGGGAGUAGUUGGUCUCCUGGAUGAUCUCCUUAUUGUGCUCAUCUUCUUCUUGCAUGUUGCUGCCCUUUAUAGAUCAGUGCUUUACCGCCGUCAUGGUGGUUCCUGAACUACCCUCUUUGCGAUUGUACAGUUAAAAAUGAUGAAAUGAGAUGAGACCUUGGUGCCUGAUGCGGGCCUUUUCUUUCAUCUUGAAAAUUGACAUCCCCUGUUUUGUUUAUGUACAUAGACACAAGUUCACUCUCAAAUAUUUGUAUUGAUUUGAGUGAGAGAAAUGACAUCAGCUCACUCGUACCA
Molecule: messenger RNA, 839 nt
Organism: Lotus japonicus
Lineage: Eukaryota; Viridiplantae; Streptophyta; Magnoliopsida; Fabales; Fabaceae
Exons: 4
Coding region: 85-651 (188 amino acids)
Molecular function (GO): ubiquitin protein ligase activity
Source: RefSeq, a predicted model, not a curated record